UCCUUAUCUCCUUUCCUUAACUCAAAGUAUCGUCAUUUUCUACACAAAGUAAACAUUAUUCGAAAAUUCCAACUACUUUCUUAACCGUAAACCAAAGAAACCUUAAAACAAAACACACCCAUGUUUAAAAGCAAGAGUAGCAAAACUACCCCUGCACAACACCAACAACAGCAUGAAUCCCCCAAUAAUCCACCCAUCAAGUUCCUAGGCGUCCGUCGACGCCCAUGGGGACGAUACGCGGCCGAGAUACGAGACCCAUCAACCAAAGAACGGCACUGGCUCGGGACCUUCGACACGGCCGAGGAAGCAGCCUUGGCCUACGACAGGGCUGCUCGGUCCAUGCGAGGCCCACGCUCUAGGACCAACUUUGUCUACUCCGACAUGCCUGCUGGCUCCUCCGUUACCACCAUUCCCUCUCCUGACGAGCGACAACACCAACACGAACACAAACACGAACACGAACUCCAGCAUAAUCAGCCGGAGUCGUUUUCGCUUUCUACCGGUAAUGGUCAUGAGGUUUGGUCGUCUUCCUCAUCAUACAACCAGCAAAAUCAUACUAUAUAUAGUAAUGUAAGUAGUAAUGAUGAUAUUACUAUGAAUAGUAAUAUUAAUGGUUGUUCUGCUAAUUAUAAUUACAACGAUAUUGAGCUUCCCCCUUUGCCUGAUCAAUAUACUGGUGAGAUGGGUCAGGGUUCUUGGACCGACCCAUUUGGUGACCCAACAGUUGGUGGACUAACGUCGGCAGACUACAUGGGCUUUGACUCUACUACUGCUGGUGCUGGGUACGUACACAGCCCAUUGUUUAGUUCAAUGCCUCCAGUAAACCAUGGGAUUGACCCGUUUAAUUUGGGCUCGUCUUCUUAUUUUUAUUAAAAUUAUUUCUGCAUAUGUUUCACAAUUAUUAUGUCAAAAGUGUUCCCUUGUGACAUUUUUCUUCUAGAAUGUCGGUUGGACGUUUUUUUUAUUUUUUUUUUGGGGGGAGGUUGGGGUUGGGGUUUUAAAUCUUGAGAUUUGAGAAUACGUGUAAUUAUAUGCUUAUUUGUAUGCUGCUUCUUUUUUUUCUUUUUUUUUUCUGGGUUUGGGCCUUCCUAUGCCUCUCAGGACCCAUACUGGAUUUGGUCCUGAAGUAGUGCAUUUUUUUUCGUGACUUUAUAAUAAGAUUUCAUAGAGUUUUAUUUGUA
Messenger RNA from Beta vulgaris subsp. vulgaris (sugar beet), 1181 nucleotides. RefSeq names its product ethylene-responsive transcription factor LEP. Gene Ontology annotation, biological process: regulation of DNA-templated transcription. Gene Ontology annotation, molecular function: DNA binding; DNA-binding transcription factor activity. The record is from RefSeq and is a predicted model, not a curated record. The coding region runs from base 121 to 873 and encodes 250 amino acids. The transcript has a single exon. NCBI's taxonomy places the organism in Eukaryota, Viridiplantae, Streptophyta, Magnoliopsida, Caryophyllales, Amaranthaceae.